Molecule: messenger RNA, 520 nt
Organism: Rosa chinensis
Lineage: Eukaryota; Viridiplantae; Streptophyta; Magnoliopsida; Rosales; Rosaceae
Exons: 6
Coding region: 22-483 (153 amino acids)
Cellular component (GO): plastid
Source: RefSeq, a predicted model, not a curated record
UUUAAUAAGCUUCAAGGAUGGAUGUACUUCAUAGCAUUCAUAAGGAACCUUGAGUACGCUCCUGGUGUUGUGCUUGUACCUAUGGGAAGCAGGACAGGAAAACCUUUUCGUACAACAAACCUGAUUGUUUUUGCACCUAAAAAUGUUCCAAAUGAUUCUGGAAAGAAUGGUUUUAUCGCGUGUGGAGAUGCGUUGAUAGUGGAUCCUGGGUGUCAGUCUAAAUUCCAUGAAGAGCUCAGACAAAUUGUAGCUGCUUUGCCGAGAAAGUUAAUUGUGUUUGUUACUCAUCAUCAUCGCGAUCAUGUGGAUGGUCUUUCAGUUAUUCAACGUUGCAAUCCUGAGGCUACAUUAUUAGCACAUGAAAACACCAUGCGACGCAUUGGGAAAGAUGACUGGUCUCUUGGCUUUACUGCUAUUUCUGGAACUGAAGAGAUUUGCAUUGGCGGUCAGCGGUUGAUUGCCAUUUUCUCUCCGUCAAGGUAGUGCCAUACUGGAUGUUACUUCCGGGGGAAAUAUGACU